Haemonchus placei is the source of this 129-nucleotide messenger RNA. Lineage: Eukaryota; Metazoa; Nematoda; Chromadorea; Rhabditida; Trichostrongylidae. The record is from the annotation of a GenBank genome assembly.
AUGCAAAAGGAGCCCUCACCGCAGAAUACCGUAGUUACUCCGGUAAGUGACUUGAUUUCGAUUGGAAUUUUCUUUUUUAUUGAUGAGUGCUUUGCUUUUAUUCAUUUUGUUUGCACAGCUAUUAAUUAA